Messenger RNA from Astrephomene gubernaculifera, 656 nucleotides. Lineage: Eukaryota; Viridiplantae; Chlorophyta; Chlorophyceae; Chlamydomonadales; Astrephomenaceae. The record is from the annotation of a GenBank genome assembly.
CGCAGCCUUACACGCAGCCCGUUACGUCGACAGCUGGCGUGUGUAUGUACGACAGCCGGUUCUGCUGCCGUGCGUGGCGCUGGCGUUGUUGUACAUGACAGUUCUGAGUCUGGGAUUCCUGAUGACGUCGUAUCUGAAGUGGAGCGGCAUGAGCGAGGCGGAGGUGUCGGGCUACCGAGGAGUGGGGGCGCUAACGGGGCUGGCGGCCACAGCCAUCUUUCCGCCGCUGUCGAAGCGGGCGGGGCUGGCGUUUUGCGCCGUUGCUGGGGUGACGUACCAGCUGGCCUGUCUGGCUGCCGGAGUACUGCCGACGGUGGUUGCUGCUGCUGCUGCUGCUGCUGCUGCCGGGAACAGGGGUGGCGGUGAACAGGGCAAUAAGCCGGCAGUGGGGCAAGUGCGUGUGCUGGUGGCGGGCCUCGUGACGUCACGCACGGGGCUGUGGCUGUACGACCUAGCGGUGACUCAGCUCAUUCAGGAAGAUGUACGGCAGGAUCUGUUAGGCAAUGUGUACGGCGUGCAGAGCAGCCUGCAAGCGACCUUCGAGAUGCUCUCCUUCGUGGCUGGGCUGGCGGUGUCGAAUCCGGCUGCCUUCCACUGGCUGAUGCUGGGGUCGCUGGGCAGCGUGGCGGUGGCGGCGGGGCUGGUCUGGAGCUACG